Messenger RNA from Dufourea novaeangliae, 1188 nucleotides. It is a transcript of the gene CARPB, whose product is annotated as carbonic anhydrase-related protein 10. The coding region runs from base 102 to 1055 and encodes 317 amino acids. The record is from RefSeq and is a predicted model, not a curated record. NCBI's taxonomy places the organism in Eukaryota, Metazoa, Arthropoda, Insecta, Hymenoptera, Halictidae. The transcript is spliced from 10 exons. Gene Ontology annotation, molecular function: zinc ion binding; carbonate dehydratase activity.
GGUGGUCGAAGGGAAUCGCGACAAACGUCGUCGUUUUACAGCUCGUUCCCACGAAUCGAGACGAAUGAUGUUCAAUUGACGAAGACUGCGCAACGCUAGGAAUGGCCCCAUUCAGUUCCGUUUUCCUGGGCGUCUGGGGAGUGUUCGUUAUCGUUUUGAUACAAGAAUCUAGGCCCGUCAGCUGGGAGGAAUGGUGGACCUACGACGGUAUUUCAGGUCCCGGCUUCUGGGGUCUGAUCAAUCCGGACUGGUGGCUCUGCCACAAGGGCAGACGACAAUCGCCGGUGAACCUCGAGCCGGCCAGACUUCUUUUCGACCCGAAUCUCAAGCCGUUGCAUCUGGACAAGCACAAAGUCGCCGGUGUACUGGCGAACACCGGGCACAGCGUUGUCUUCGCGGUGGACAACGACACGCGUCAUCCCGUGAACAUAUCGAACGGUCCGUUGAGCUACCGUUAUCAAUUCCACGAGAUCCAUUUGCACUUCGGCUUGGACGAUCGAACCGGGAGCGAGCACACUGUCGAUGGACAUGCGUUUCCGGCGGAGCUACAAAUAUUUGGCUUCAACUCGCAGCUGUACAGCAACUUCUCGGACGCGUUACACAGGGCGCAGGGGAUUGUCGCGAUCUCGCUGCUUCUUCAGGUGGGGGAUCUCUCAAACCCGGAGCUACGGAUAUUCACCGAACAGCUGGAUAAGAUCAGAUACGGAGGUCAGGCGAUGGAGAUUAAGCGUUUCGUGGUGCGGGAACUCCUGCCGGACACGAAAUAUUACAUGACGUACGACGGCUCCACCACGAUGCCGGCCUGCCACGAGACCACCACGUGGAUCAUCCUGAACAAACCGAUAUACAUCACUAAGCAGCAGCUUUUAGCACUGCGACUAUUGAUGCAAGGCGACAAGGACCAUCCGAACGCGCCUCUCGGGAAUAAUUUCAGACCGCCCCAACCGCUACAUCAUCGCCCUGUUCGAACAAACAUCGACUUCAAUGUGCAGGGACCGAAGAACUGUCCGACCAUGAAUAGGGAAAUAUAUUACCAAGCGAACAGCUGGAAAUAACCCUGAGGAGCCGAGGGAGACGGCUGGCGUUCGCAGUUAACUACGCUUUCCCCGGGACGAGCUGGAAGUUCGCUGUUACGAGCAUAAGAAAAUUUACAAAAACAAAAAAAACAACCCACUGACAUAUCAAUUA